Molecule: messenger RNA, 2346 nt
Organism: Brassica oleracea var. oleracea
Lineage: Eukaryota; Viridiplantae; Streptophyta; Magnoliopsida; Brassicales; Brassicaceae
Product: receptor-like protein 12
Exons: 1
Coding region: 1-2346 (781 amino acids)
Molecular function (GO): protein binding
Source: RefSeq, a predicted model, not a curated record
AUGAGAAUCAUAACUUGUUACUUACCACACAAAACGCAAACAAACCAAAAAAAAAUGGCAAUGAUGAUUCCAAGCCAAUCUUAUAGCUAUUCUAGUAUAGUAAUUUCCUUGUAUUAUUUCCUCUUCUUGAUUUCCUUCCUUCUUCAUACUCUUGCUUCUCCUACGCUCCAUCAUUGCCAUCACAGCCAGAGAGAUGCUCUUCUCCAGUUCAAAAACGAGUUUCAUUUAGAUGCAGCGUUGCAUUCAUGGAACAAGAGUAGAGAUUGCUGUUCUUGGAAAGGUAUCACGUGCGAUGCUAAAUCUGGAAAGGUGAAUUCACUUUACCUUGAUACCAUCUCUUUAAACAACUCUUUGAAACCAAAUAGUGGUCUCUUCAAACUUCAUCAUCUUGAUAGCCUAUCCCUUAGAAACUGUAGUCUCCAUGGAGAGAUUCCUUCUUCAUUAGGAAACUUUUUACAACUCACACUUCUUGACCUUUCCCAUAAUAAUUUAUUAGGUCAAAUUCCACUUUCAAUAGGGAACCUUUCUAGUCUCAUAGUUCUUGAUCUUUGGGGUAACAAUUUAGUAGGUCAAGUUCCAGUUUCACUAGGAAACCUAACCCAACUAAGAUACUUGAUCCUCUCCCACAACAAACUAAGUGGCAAUAUUCCUGUUUCAUUUGCCAAUUUAACAAAGCUAUGUGAACUAUAUCUUCAAAACAAUUCCUUGGGCUCCACGCUUCCUGACAUGAGUGGAUUACACAAUUUAGAGUACUUUGAUGUGAGUGAAAACUCAUUUAUUGGACCUUUUCCCACAUCUCUAUUCACAAUACCUUCUCUAAUAUCUGUUAACUUGGAGAGAAACCAUUUUAAAGGAGCUAUCAAGUUUAGGAAUGUGUCUUCAUCAUCUAGGUUUCAGUUUCUAAACUUUGCUCAAAACAACUUAGAUGGUCCAAUCCCUGAACUGAUAUCUCAAUACCAUAACCUAGAAGAGUUACAUCUUAGUUACAACAAUCUCAAUGGGUCAAUACCAAAGUCUCUAUCAAAAUUAUUCAAACUAGAAUACUUUUGCCUUACCAACAACAACAUGGAAGGGGAAGUACCAAGUUGGAUAAGGAGAUUGACUAUGGUGGCAUUUUCUAACAACUCUUUCAACAGUUUUGGACCAUCAUCACAAGUUCUAGAUAAAACACAAGUCAAGUGGUUGGAUCUUAGCUCAAAUGCUCUCCAAGGACCGUUGCCUCGUUGGAUCUGCAAGCUUACAUCAGUAGAGAUCUUGAUCUUGUCCAACAAUCUACUCAACGGCUCAAUCCCUCCAUGUUUAAAGAACUCCACAACUUCUCUUACAGAUUUGGUUCUACGUAACAAUAGCUUCAGUGGGACACUUCCAGAUAUAUUUAAUAACGCCACCAAGUUAAUAUCACUUGACGUCAGCCGCAACCAGCUAGAAGGAGAACUUCCAAAGUCCUUGAUCCAUUGCACUCGUCUUCAGCUUCUGAACGUGAGAAGCAACAGAAUCAAAGACACGUUUCCAUUUUGGCUAGGAUCUUUACCAUCAUUACAUGUCCUCAUCCUCAGAUCAAACAAGUUUCACGGACCGCACGUGUCUACAAAGUUCCAAAGCUUAAGAGUCAUCGACGUCUCGCAUAAUGACUUCACUGGUACGUUACCAACUUUCUACUUCUCCGAGUGGCUUGAGAUGACCACGGUGGGGGUUGAAGACGACAGCUUCAUGAUCUCUGACGUUCCUUACAUGGGGAAGGUGCUGAACGCUACCGCCUUGUACAUAAGCUCAAUGGAGAUAGUUAAUAAAGGAGUGGAGAUGGAGUUUAAGAGGAUCAACCAAGACUACAAGACCGUAGACUUCUCUGGAAACAGUUUCUGUGGGAACAUCCCUGAGUCUAUUGGACUGUUGAAGGAGCUGCGUCAUCUCAACUUGUCGGGAAACGCGUUCACAGGCAACAUACCACAGUCUUUGGGGGAUUUGACAAAGCUCGAGUCGUUAGACUUGUCCAAGAAUCAGUUGUCUGGUCAAAUCCCUCAAAAUCUUGGUGGUCUUUCGUUUGUGUCGACAAUGAACUUUUCUCAUAAUCUCCUUGAAGGACCAGUGCCGAGAAGCACUCAGUUUCAAGGCCAGAGUUGUUCUUCCUUCAUGGACAACCUCAGACUAUACGGCCUUGAAGACAUAUGUGGAGAAACUCACGUGAAGAAUCCUGUAUUAGAAGUGCCAGCAGAGAAGGAAGAGCAAGUGGUUAACUGGAUAGCAGCGGUAAUAGCUUAUGGACCUGGUGUUUUCUGUGGAUUUGUGAUUGGACAUAUCUUGACUUCACGCAAACAUAAGAUAGUAGUAACCAAAAGUGUUUGUUGA